This is a messenger RNA of Camelina sativa (false flax), 586 nucleotides long. RefSeq lists its product as uncharacterized. NCBI's taxonomy places the organism in Eukaryota, Viridiplantae, Streptophyta, Magnoliopsida, Brassicales, Brassicaceae. Gene Ontology annotation, biological process: systemic acquired resistance; lipid transport. Gene Ontology annotation, molecular function: fatty acid binding. The record is from RefSeq and is a predicted model, not a curated record.
CAACAAAACAAGAAGAGUUAAGAACAAGAAGAAGCAUGAAGUGUUGUAGGUUUGUUGCAGUGGCUUUGAUGAUUCUUCUGAUCACAUUGACUUACACUGAGGCGGCUGGUGAGUGUGGUCGGAUGCCAAUUGGUCAAGCCGCGGCUAGCUUAACCCCGUGUUUGCCUGCUACACAGAACCCGAGGAGUAAGGUUCCACCGGUUUGCUGUGCCAAAGUUGGUGCUCUUAUUAGAACAAAUCCCAGUUGCCUUUGUGCUGUCAUGCUCUCUCCUUUAGCCAAGAGAGCUGGAAUCAAUCCUGGAAUCGCAAUAGGUGUUCCAAGACGCUGUAACAUCCGCAACCGUCAGGCUGGCAAGCGAUGUGGACGUUACAUUGUUCCAUAAAUCACCGCAAGAGUAUGAGGAGUUAACCGCGGUAUGGAUCAAAAUGAAGAAGAGUUCUAAAGAUUUAAAUAAACGUUUUCACUUCCAUUUGUAGAGGAGAAAUGUGAACUAUAUAUAGAUAUCCUUUAAUAAUCUAUCAUGUUGAACUAUAUAUGAGUAUGCAUAUUUUAUUAUAUACUAUGAGAUGGAUCUAUGUUUUAAUA